Molecule: messenger RNA, 1119 nt
Organism: Oldenlandia corymbosa var. corymbosa
Lineage: Eukaryota; Viridiplantae; Streptophyta; Magnoliopsida; Gentianales; Rubiaceae
Source: the annotation of a GenBank genome assembly
AUGGGUUCUAUGGGAAAUGCCACCGUGUGUGUGACUGGAGCAGCUGGAUAUAUCGGAUCAUGGCUUGUUAUGAGGCUUCUUGAGCGUGGCUAUAUUGUUCGUGCCACCGUCCGGAAUCCCGGAGAUGUGGACAAGUUGAAAUGCCUCAAAGAAUUACCAAAUGCCAGCAAGAAUUUGACCAUAUGGAAGGCGGAUUUGAGUGUCGAAGGUAGCUUUGAUGAAGCCAUUCAAGGUUGUGAUGGAGUUUUUCAUGUGGCUACCCCCAUGGAUUUCGAAUCCAAAGACCCUGAGAAUGAAGUGAUCAAGCCAACAAUCCAAGGGGUUUUGAGCAUCGUAAGAUCAUGCGUGAAGGCGAAAACAGUUAAGAGGCUCGUUUACACUUCAUCCGCCGGAACUGUAAACGUUGAAGAACACCAGAAGCCUGUCUAUGAUGAGACCAACUGGAGCGAUUUGGAAUUCAUAUAUUCCAAGAAAAUGACUGGAUGGAUGUACUUUGUUUCAAAGCUUUUGGCUGAGAAAGAAGCCUGGAAAGCAGCCAAGGAAAACAAUAUUGAUUUCAUCAGCAUUAUUCCAGUGCUAGUUGUUGGUCCAUUCAUUACGCCUUCAUUCCCUCCAAGCCUGAUAACAGCUCUUUCACUGAUAACUGGGAACGAGGCACAUUAUUCAAUCAUUAAGCAAGGUCAAUUCGUUCAUGUGGACGAUCUAUGCGCGGCCGAAAUAUUCUUGUACGAGGAUCCCAAAGCCGAGGGAAGAUAUAUUUGUUCAUCUUACGACACGACAAUUCACAAUUUGGCGAAAAUGAUCAGAGAGAAAUGGCCUGAAUACCACAUCCCUGAAUUGAAGGGUAUAGAUAAGGACUUACCUGUGGUAUCCUUUUCUUCAAAGAAGUUGAUUGGAAUGGGCUUCCAGUACAAGUACACAUUGGAAGAUAUGUUCAAGGGGGCCAUUGAAACUUGCCGUGCUAAAGGACUGAUUCCUCGUUCAACCCAAGAAAAUGGAGAUGAGAAGGCUCUAAGUCCCGCUUCAACCAAUAUCAAUGAAAAUACAAAAGACAGAGAACCACUUAAGGCUAUUAAGAACCAGGCAUUUGGCCAAGAGAAUGAUGGGUUGAUCUCUUAA